Messenger RNA from Tachysurus vachellii, 2130 nucleotides. It is a transcript of the gene slc24a5, whose product is annotated as solute carrier family 24 member 5. The coding region runs from base 8 to 1561 and encodes 517 amino acids. Gene Ontology annotation, cellular component: membrane. The record is from RefSeq and is a predicted model, not a curated record. The transcript has 9 exons. Gene Ontology annotation, biological process: melanocyte differentiation; calcium ion transmembrane transport; intracellular calcium ion homeostasis. Gene Ontology annotation, molecular function: calcium, potassium:sodium antiporter activity; calcium channel activity. NCBI's taxonomy places the organism in Eukaryota, Metazoa, Chordata, Actinopteri, Siluriformes, Bagridae.
GAGGAGGAUGACUGAGCAGUGGGUGAAAGAGAGGAAGAGGAGGAGAGAGACCGUGCUGAGUGUACUGGGAUUAGUGCUGCUGUUAUACACUGCUGUGCAACUCGUCUUCUACACAACUACACACUCUCAACAUCACCGAGUGAGACGUGCGCUGGAGAAUCAGAGUCAGUGUGUUCCUCCACAGUCCUCCGAAUUUCCCCAGGGAUUUUUUACAGAACAGGAACGUAAAGAUGGAGGGAUUGUUAUUUAUUUCAUCAUUAUUUUCUACAUGCUGCUCGCUGUGUCUGUAGUGUGUGAUGAAUAUUUUUUACCAUCACUCGAAGUCAUCAGUGAUCGUCUCGGUCUGUCUCAGGACGUCGCUGGUGCCACUUUCAUGGCUGCUGGAAGCUCCGCCCCCGAACUCGUCACUGCCUUUCUGGGUGUGUUUGUGACAAAGGGAGAUAUCGGUUUAAGCACUAUCGUGGGCUCCGCUGUUUAUAACCUGUUGGGAAUCUGUGCAGCAUGCGGCCUCCUAAGUUCAGUGGUCAGUCGUCUGAGUUGUUGGCCGCUGUUCAGGGACUGUAUCGCCUACGCUGUUAGUGUGAUCGCCGUGAUCGCCAUGAUCUCUGACAACCAGGUGUACUGGUACGACGCAGCGUGUUUGUUACUGGUAUACGGUGUGUACAUCGUGGUGUUGUGUUUUGAUGUGAGGAUCAGUGAGAUUGUGUUACGACGUUUCAGUCCAUGUUGUGUUUGUUUGGAGAAGAGAGAGGAGGAGCUCUCUGAGAGACGGCCCCUUAGUGGGUGGAGCCAUAACCAAGACAAUAAUGAUGAUGUCACAAGUCUGCAAGUCUCCCGUCGUUCUCGUACAGACAGUGGAAUCUUCCACGAAGACUCGUCAUACUCACACCUGUCCCUCAGCCUGCACGGCCUCUCAGAUACACCACAUGAGCCCCACAGUGUGUUCUGGAUGCCAGACAGUGAUUUGAAGCGUAUAUUUUGGGUCUUAUCUGUGCCUGUGAUGGUGCUGCUGUACUUCACGGUACCUGACUGCAGGAAACGGAUCUGGAAGAAGUUCUACAUGCUGACGUUCUUUAUGGCUGCUGUGUGGAUUGCUGCCUUCACCUACAUCCUGGUCUGGAUGGUCAUCAUCGUUGGAGAGACCCUGGGGAUUCCUGACACAGUGAUGGGACUGACGCUGUUAGCAGCAGGAACCAGCAUCCCAGAUACCAUCGCCAGCGUGAUGGUGGCUCGAGAGGGUAAAGGAGACAUGGCCAUGUCCAACAUCGUGGGCUCUAACGUCUUUGACAUGCUGUGUUUGGGCCUGCCCUGGUUUAUAAAGACAGCAUUUGUGGACCCAUCAUCUCCGGUGGUUGUGAACAGUACAGGGCUGGUUUUCACCACCUCCUCGCUCCUUGUCUCCAUCCUCAUCCUCUUCAUCGCCACUCACAUCAAUGGCUGGAAGCUGGACAGGAAGCUGGGCGCUGCCUGCUUAGUCAUCUAUAUCAUUUUUGCCACACUGUCUAUCCUGUACGAACUGGGGAUCAUUGGGAACAGUCCAAUCCGUGCCUGUGGUGACUAACUGACCGCAGAUACAACAUACUGGGCCUGAAAAACUGCUGUAUGGAUAAUUUGUGAUCUCAGCCUUAACACACAAUGACUGAACCUGCACAUACAAGGUUCACUACAGUUCACUGACUUCAGAUCAGUGAUAAUACACAACAGCUGGGACCCAUGUGAACACCUGUGUGUUUAACUGAUCCCAGAUCAGAUCCGGUGGUUUAUGCAGAUUCAACAUCAACACUUCCCAGUGGACGCAAGAACAGACUUCAUUCUCUAAUUACUGACCUCAGAUCAUUUAUAACAUUUCAGGUUUCAUUCAGAGGUUUAUACAAAUCUACUGAAUUCAGAUCAGCCUAAACACUUAACUCUGCACCUGAAACAGGUUUAUCUAGAACAUAGAACACACUGCAGGUCAAUACUGUGCAGAAUAACUGACUGCAGAUCAGUGUCAAAUCACCAGACACAUUCAUGUGUUUAAUAUUACUGAUCUCAGAUCAGCUGAUACACACCAUAUACUUUAUAAAGAAUUAAAUGUAAUUAAAAACACAACGUUACACCGCUGCCGAGGUUUUGUUUUUUAACAAAUUG